This is a messenger RNA of Malaclemys terrapin pileata, 757 nucleotides long. RefSeq names its product RAB42, member RAS oncogene family (gene RAB42). Gene Ontology annotation, biological process: protein secretion; regulation of exocytosis. Gene Ontology annotation, molecular function: GTPase activity; GTP binding. The transcript has 2 exons. The record is from RefSeq and is a predicted model, not a curated record. Lineage: Eukaryota; Metazoa; Chordata; Testudines; Emydidae. The coding region runs from base 86 to 757 and encodes 223 amino acids.
CCAAGGCUUCCUCUGGGGAAUCUGCAUCUUAAUUCAAAGGCUGCUCCAGUCCCCCCAAGCCCCAGUCCUUCUGCCCCUCCUGGGAAUGGAGCUGGUGCCACCCCCUCCAGUCUCUCACUUGAAUGGCAACUGGCACUACCAGUUCCGGAUCAUCCUACUGGGGGACUCCACCGUGGGCAAGUCCUCCCUGCUGAGGCGCUACGCGGAGGGGUCCUUCAUCCCGGCUCCCUGCCCCACUGUGGGCGUGGAAUUCUACAGCAAGAUGAUGGAGCUGCCUCCCGGCAUCAAGGUGAAGCUGCAGCUUUGGGACACGGCCGGCCAGGAGAGAUUCAGAUGCAUCACCAGGUCUUUCUAUCGGAACGCCGUGGGAGUGCUGCUGGUGUUCGACAUGACCAACCGUAAGUCCUUCGAGCACAUCAUUGAGUGGUACCAUGAAGUGGCCAGCAUCCAGAUUAUGGAGAAGGUCAUCUUCCUCCUCAUUGGCCACAAAAGUGACUUGAAGUCAGACUGCAAAGUCUCCACCGAAGAGGCAGAGGGGCUGGCAGCCUCCCUGGGCAUCGGCUUCAUUGAAACAUCUGCCAAAAGCAACACCAAUGUGGACUUGGCCUUUGAGAUCUUGACCAACACCAUCUAUGAGGCUCUGAAGAACAAGGAGAUCGAUCUGCAGGAAGGCUGGGAUGGGGUGAAGGUGAUUCACAAGAGAACCUGCAACCCCCAGAAGAAGAGGCGAAAACCGCAAGAAAAAUGCCAAUGCUAA